AUGUCGUACGCAGGCACAACCCCGCUCUUUGCACCGGGUCCUAAUCCACGGUCACCCGCGCUUCCUUGGCGAUCCGACGACUUUGUCGCUGUCGACGACCGCGUUCGCGGUGGAACCAGCCAUUCUCACACUGCCAUCGUCCAGUUCCCACCCUACAGUCGAGGCGAGCUCGUCUUCUCCGGCUUUCUCGACACCCUCACGCUCGGCGGGGCUGGCUUUGCAUCCCAGGCCUCCACCACUCCCUUCCCCGUCAAGCUCAGCAAGGAAAAUUUCGGCGGGCUGAGGCUGGUCGUGCGCAAGCAGCCUAGUUGGCAGGAACCCUCGCCGCCCUCGGAUGGAACUGUGCCCGGUGGUGGGAAGGCACCCGUAACAUCGUUUGUUUUCGAGAUCAAGACCGAGGUGCCGCAGACACGUCCUGAUGGCAGGAGGGAGAGUGUUGUCGUGUGGGAGUGGAGCUUCACUAUCCCACACGACGACGAUGGUGGAGUGCCGGAUGCCCGCUUGAACUUGCAGUUGACCAACGAUGACUUUUGGGUCUUUGACUCGACCUGGGCCGACUUCAAGCCCAAGUAUCGUGGCCGACCCGUCGACCCGGACAAAGCAGGCGAGUUCAAGCCGCAGGAAACGUACGAAUGGAGCCUCAUGGCACGUAGCAACUUCCAGGCCCAAUCUGGCUCCUUUGUCCUCCAGCUACACAGCCUCAACGCGCUACCCUCGCAAGACCACCUCGAGACCUCCCACGCGCUCUCAAGCUCCACUCUGCCCGUUGACGGCGCCGCAACCCACACCGAGUCGUGGGUCGACGAGAAAUCCAGCCAUUCCUUUCGAGCUGUGUUCCCGCCCUCGUCCGCACCUGUAGCAGCCACCGCUACCAGGUCAACUUCGGGCGAGUACUACGGCUUUGCGCUGUUCAUCUUUGCGACGGUGCUGUGGAUCGGCUGGGUCGCAUGGGCGCUGACGCCGGACGAGGUGCUCCAGCGCAUCGGUGUCGCGUGGUACCCGAACCGCGAGUGGGCGUUUUUGAUUCCGGCGUGGUCGCUGUUUGCCGUGCUCGCCGUGUAUGCCGUGUUUAUCGGGCUGAAUGCGCGGAGCGCGCCGGAGCUGGAUGCCAUUGUCAAUGUUACCGAUGGGGCACAGAAUGCGGUCGAGGUGGAGAUGGGGCUGGAGAAGCAUUUGUUCGAGGAUGCGGACAGGUUGGAGAGGAGUCUGCAUGAUAUAUACGAUUUGCCGCCGACGUACAUCUCGAGGCAGGUGCAUCUCGAGUGA
Sporisorium graminicola is the source of this 1266-nucleotide messenger RNA. RefSeq lists its product as uncharacterized. The record is from RefSeq and is a predicted model, not a curated record. Bases 1 to 1266 code for a protein of 421 amino acids. Lineage: Eukaryota; Fungi; Basidiomycota; Ustilaginomycetes; Ustilaginales; Ustilaginaceae. The transcript has a single exon.